Molecule: messenger RNA, 2967 nt
Organism: Folsomia candida
Lineage: Eukaryota; Metazoa; Arthropoda; Collembola; Entomobryomorpha; Isotomidae
Gene: knk
Product: protein Skeletor, isoforms B/C
Exons: 10
Coding region: 336-2633 (765 amino acids)
Source: RefSeq, a predicted model, not a curated record
UAAGAAAAGAAGUCAUCCAUCCAUCCAAUCCUACAAAAAAGACGUAAGCAAGUAUAAUAAAGAAAGAAAUCUUGCCUGAAUGUGUCAGUCUGUGGGAGAAGAAAUCUCACAAAAAACACCUCUGGAAUUCCGUCCAGACUUCGUAAGACUUCCGGUCUCUCUGCGAAACCAAUCAACAAGUGUUUCCUGCCCCAGUUUCGACAAAUUCCUCAUCUUCCAAGUAAUCAUGAAGAAACUGGAUUAUCAAAGUUAAUUUUAAUUAAACUACUUCAAAUUUCGUGGUGAAAGUUACUUGAUUUAAAAAAAAACGCCGUGGUCGCCGUCGUCGAGUAAAAAUGGGGAUCUCAAAAUUAGUAUUCGCGACGACGCUGCUGGUCACAAUAUCGUUACCAUAUUUCGUCUCAGGACAAAAUGACGGGUCUUCGUCGUCAUCGUCGUCGUCCACCGAGGAAUAUUUUGGUCUCUUGUUGGGACGAUUUAACGUUUAUCAUCACGCCAUUUCCGGCUCGCUUUAUGCCGUCAAUGCAACGACGCUGCUGAUUAAGAACUUUUACUAUGAUGGGAUGGGGAAGGAUGCCUACUUUUGGGGAGGUUCGGGGGGAAAUGGACCUGGACCGAAUGGUUUCAUCAUUCCGGAUCAGUGGGGACGAACUAACGUCCUCAAAAAAUCGGAUAAUCGCGACUUUACUCUUACUUUACCAGAGAAGAAAGUAAUCUCAGAACUGAAAUGGAUUUCAGUCUAUGAUUUGUCCCGAUUGGAGAAUUUUGGGGACGUUUAUAUCCCGGAUAAUUUUGAACCGCCAGGAAUCGUGACGCUGCCCCCGUUCACGACCCCCGCAUCCGACGAUAUUUCAGACUGUUCCUCCGAUAAUAUUGAACUAAUUGAUAUGAAGACGAUACGAAUUGGCCGACUGUCCAUAAUCUCGUAUCACAAUCAAGAAAACUACUUUGCCGUUGGAAAAGGUCUCGUUCCUUCGUUACGGAGUGGAGCAGGGUGGCGAAUCCCAGACGAAAACGGAUAUUUGGAACCGCUACGAUCCUACAACGCGGAAGAUAUCACACUUACUCUUCCCGGAGACUUAACCUUAUCUGACAGCAACGUCCAUUGGCUCGCCGUUUACGAUAAGAUGGCGGAUAAGGCGUUAUGCUACGUCAACAUUCCGUCCACAUCGGGCAAUGCUGGCGCUUAUUCGGACGGUGGUGCAGGCGGUGGGGCUAUCCCGCCCAGUUUGCGGCGUACCUUUAAAUACGACUACUCCCUCCCAAACUGCGUCCCACUCCAUAACGAUUUUCACCUCGCUUGGGACGUUGUCGGACAAACGAUCACCUUCGAAAUGGUGGCUGUUGCAAAUGACGACGACUGGCUCGGGUUCGGUUUGUCCGGUUCGGAUAACAAGACGCAAAUGAUGUCUUCCGACAUAGCGAUUGGUCACAUUAACGUGAAAACGGGACAAGGAGUCGUUCAGGAUUAUAAUGUCGAUGCAAAAGCACCCUGCACCUCGAUCCUGGAAAAGAAACGUGGCGUCUGUCUGGAUUCGGAACUUGGGCACUCUGACUCGAUCCAAGUCUUGGAGGGGAGAAGAAUUGGGCCUCUGAUCGUUAUCAAGUAUCGGAGACAACUCAAACGGGCAGAUGAAGCGGACAAAGACAUUGAUCCCGACAAGCCAAUCCCAAUAAUUUGGGCGCUUGGACGCCUCCUGGCUACCGGUCAACCCGGCUUUCAUCGCCUCUACCCUCGUAAGCAUGUCACUCGAAUCCAAUUUAUGCCAACGAGACCGAAAUCCUCAUCCCCUCAUCAAUCCUCCUCGUCCUCCUCCACCUCAUCGGAGGAAGACUCGUCGUCCUCGUCAUUCUCGGACAUGACCUGCCAACCCUUCCUCAUUCCAGACCGGACAUCAUCCUCCGCCCUCAAGCCGUGGGGCGCUGCGAAAAUUGUGGAUGGAAAACUCCGCACGUUCUCGGCCCGGUUGGGACCAUCCGCUGGACUUCGCGGGUAUGAAGGGAUGACCGGAGUGGCAAAUCCGGGCUACGCGUGGUACAUUCAGGGCUACCUCGCCCCAGAAUUGUACAUGCAGCGAGGGGUCACAUACUCCUUCAAGGUCGAAGGUGGCAAUAAUCCGCACAAUGUGGAAACUUAUCAUCCCUUCAUUAUCACGACAGAGGCCAUCGGCGGACAAAACGCUCUCUCAUCCCCACGAUCUAACUCAAUCCUAUCCGGUGUUGAAACGACGCGUCGCGGCCUCUCCCGCCCCACCGCAGCUGGCCGUCUUUGCCUCUGGUCUCACGAGGAGAAGGGUCGCAACAACUUCAAAUCCUCUGAUCGACGCCUCGACGAGAGUUACCCGACCUUCGAGAAAUUUAGAAAUAGUUUAAAACUUCGCUGUGAGAACAGCAGUGAGCCCUCGAUCGUCGAAGUGACGCCCAACUCGUCCUGGCCGGAUGUCGUUUACUACCAUUCCUUCACCCAGCCCGGGAUGGGCUGGCGGAUUCACGUGCUGGACGGUGCAAUCGUGGGGGCUGCCGUGGCGGAGGCGGAGGGGGAAAGCAACUCGGGGGAAAAAGUCGCCAGUGUCUUUUACCUCGUCACUGGAAUGGUUGUGAUGACCAUGACAUCACUGUUUUGUUGUAGAUAAUAGCUCAUCCAUCACGUCAUCGGUCGGGUUGGCUUUAUGCAAUAUAUUUAUUUAAACAUGUCCCUUCAUUACUGAUCAUUAUUAAUUACAUACAGAAAAAUGGUGAAGUUUACCGCAAGAGACUGAUUUUUUUUAAAGAAAAGUAGUUCCAAUGUUUAAACUAUGCUAUUUUAUCAAACUUUAUUACAUUACAUUUUAUUACAUUUGUUUUUGUACCGGCAGAAGCUCACACAAAUAUCGAAAGCAAUUUACUUUUAAUUUACAUAAAUACAAAAUUGCACAUAUAUGAAUGACAAUUAUUAAAUAGUGGAGAAUAAAUUGUGUCUGUAUUUAA